Schistosoma guineensis is the source of this 3160-nucleotide messenger RNA. The record is from the annotation of a GenBank genome assembly. NCBI's taxonomy places the organism in Eukaryota, Metazoa, Platyhelminthes, Trematoda, Strigeidida, Schistosomatidae.
AUAAAAAUUUUAAGAAAAAAAAUUAGAUUAUCUUCACAAUAGCUAAGAUUACAUUGAAUGUUCCAAUGACUUAUCUACAUUAUUUGACUUUUGAAAGAUUUAAUACGAAAUAUCUUUUUUCUCAGAAAGAAGAAUGUAACUGGAACGUUUCAGAAGAAGAAAAAGAAAAAGAUAACCAUCAAAUAUCUUGUGAAUAUGAAGAGAAUUAAUUUCAACAAAAUACAGUCCAUUGAUAACUUUGUUUUAUAUUUUAGUAUCUUAACUUCAGUUGGCUUAGUAUGAUGAAUAUACAAUCUAUCUAUCUAUCUCUUGUGUCAAGAUUUUCAUCAUUCUAUCUAAUAUAAUCUAAUGUUAGUCAAUAAUUCUUCUUUUACUCAAAUGUUCUCAUUGUUAAUUGAUGUUAUACAGAAUCAAGUUCACAUAGUGAAAAUCAUGAAUGUAUACAAAUAUUACUUAAUCAAUUAUCCUGCUUUGAUCAAAAUAUUUUCUCAUGUCUAGUGAUAUAAUAACAAAUCCAACACUUAGUGAGAAUGGAUACGCGUAUAAACAUUUUCAAAAAAUAAGCGAUUAUAACUCUUACAACAGUCCAAAUAUAAAUCUUAUUUCGUCUGUUAAAGCAGUAAAGUCAUGGGAUUUAGAUCCACCCUAUCACCCUGAUUUGCUUGAAGAACAUUAUCCCAAUGACUGGAAAUAUGACAACACCCCAGAAAAUGACCAUAAUAUACACACAGAUACAGAAACUAUGGCUAAUCCGUACAACGACACACUAAAAUAUCCUACGGAACAUGAUGACGACCAUAUGGCCAGAAAUGCAGAAAACUAUGAUAAUCUGAACCCUACGGUGGCUGAUCCUUUUUUGACAAGUUAUACGGAUGACUAUAAACCUUAUAGUAAAUUUUAUAGAGAAGACCCGAUUACGCCCCUCUCACAGUGGGAAACACCACAUGAAAAUGACUUACUAGAGAGUACUUACCAAGAUGAUUACCAGCCCUACAAGUUGGAUAAAGUUAAUGAUUAUAGACCUAGAGAGUUUUAUUUACCUCCACAAGAACCUAUGGACACCAACACUACCUACAAUCAAGACUACCCACCCCGUUAUUCUCAGAUGGAAAGAAGUUUUAAACCAUACGACGCCUACGUACCUCCUUCAGUGCCAAUGUCGAACAUAACAAGCUAUCAGUUAGAAUAUGAGGAUCCCCCUUGGUCACCUAAAGAAAUACCUUUCCGAAUGAAAGACCAUGAAACUUUUCCAAGGGGCAAUUUUCAAAGUGAAACGAGUUAUAUCACAGACUACCCACCAAAAGUGGCCCAACCUGUCCACUGCUUCAAACCGUAUAGAAAGUACAGAACGUCUACAGAGCCUAUGUCCAGCCAAACAAGUUAUCAAACGGACUAUACAUUCCAGCCACAGUCGAAACCAACGUCUUACUCUCCUGUUUAUGUCUAUCAGCAACCUAAAGUACCAUUCCAGAAUAACACGAGUUAUUCCGAAGAGUUUCAACCUCAUCUAUUCUCAAAACCUGAAAGCUUUAAACCCGUUUAUGAGUACCGGAAACCUAGAAUGAAAAUGGAAAACACUACUGCCUAUAGUUCAGACUACAGACCAUGGCACAUUAAAAAAGAUGACCCAUUCUAUCCCCAAGAUAAUAUUCAUUUGCCUCGUGCUAAUAAUGAAAUGAUUACGAGUUAUAUGGAUGAGUUUCCACCUAGGUAUACACAAAAGUUACAUCCUAUAAAACAAAAAGAAAACAGGUGGCUUAGUGAUGAAGCGUUAUCCAGUCAAACUACAUAUCUAACUGACUUUAGACCAGUCACACCAGAACCAUCAAUGUCAUAUAAACCUACGGAAAUUUACAGGUCACCAAGUCUACCAGUAGUUUCACAGUCAUCUUAUGCCGAGGACUUCAUCCCGAGAUAUGCGAAAAAACAGGAUCCAUUAUUGCCUAAAUCUAAUCUAAAAGUUUCAAAACUGCCAAUGGAUAAGACUUCUUCAUAUUCAGAGGAAUUUCAGUACCGCAAAGCAAAGAGAACGGAAAAUUUAAAACCCAUACAUCGUUACAAGCAUCCAAGUGUACCAUUUUCUGGUAAGACAAGUUAUCAGCUGGAAUUCCCUCCACCAUCUAGAGAGUACAAAGGUAACCGAAGCUGCCCACCAACCACGCGAUAUUCAUAUAUGUACCCUGCUACUCGGAUGAACACGACAACUUCUUAUACUGAUGACUUUAGACCAAUAAAAAAUCCAUCAAAACUCCAACCAAUAGUGAAAGAAGAUAACCUGAAAAUAAAUUAUUUGAUUAACAACGACCUAAAAACAAGUUAUUCAGUUGAUUAUGUGAAUUAUUAUGAACCAGAUUCAAAUCCGUAUACGAAUGACAGUAAAUUUAUUCAACCCAGUGAAGAUGUUCAUGCUGAAACGACGAAUUCACGUAAUAUCUUACCAAAAGUUAACUUUCAUAACACUCUUUUUGAGACAACAAAAAAUUAUUCACAAAAUUCUGAUGGACAUAAACUAAAUAAUCAUUAUUCAAAUACAACAUACCAUCAGGGAUUUUCAAAACUACCACCUAUUCAACAAAUAAAUCAAUUCCGACCCCAGGAUUACUAUGUUCCACCAACAGUUAAAAUGUCAAAUGAAACAACUUAUUCAAGUGAUUAUAAAUGGCCCGAAUUUAUGGUCGGUGCUAACAGAAAUUCAGAUAAUUAUAAUAAUGUGAAUAGUUCAUAUGACUAUUCUGAUAAUAAUCCAAAUAACUUUAAUCAAUAUUCUAAUGAUCCUGAAUUCACCAGUACUGAACUGUCCAAAUAUAAUAACACAACGACUGAAAAUACAAGUAUCUCAUCGGAUAUGUAUCGUACAAAUAAUAGUUUCAGUAACAGCGGUCAGGAUAGUAGAGAAGGUGCUUUAGGUAAAUUUAUGAAUUUAAUGUCACAAAACUGAACAGAUAUAUGAUUUAAAACUUUAUGUAUUCUGAAAUUUCGCUCACUAUUCUUUUAAUAAAUAAUUAUUAGUAUAGUAAUGGGAAAAUAAUAGGAACGUAAACAAUUUAUGAUUAAAAGGAGAUACAUAUGUAGUCAUUGAAUAUUUUGGAAAUAAAAUAUUCUUAACAUUAGAGAGAACGUUUUAUAUUAUUUUUCAAUACAUAUAUUUUCUUUUACUUAC